Messenger RNA from Tetrahymena thermophila SB210, 5699 nucleotides. RefSeq names its product transmembrane protein, putative. The transcript has 8 exons. The record is from RefSeq and is a predicted model, not a curated record. NCBI's taxonomy places the organism in Eukaryota, Ciliophora, Oligohymenophorea, Hymenostomatida, Tetrahymenidae.
AAGUCAAAGUUCUACUAACUUAAUAUUACUUACUUCUUGUGCUUAAAAAUAAAACAAAUAAACAAAAUGAGCUCUUUUAAGCUGCUAAUGUUUGCCAAUUUAUUCUUUGUAUUAAAAGCAUUUAUAAUUAGUUCAGCUAACAACAUGCAAACUCAGUAUUAAGGUCCUUCUGUACCUAUUUAGACAUAUGUGAAAUUGUAUUCCACCGCUUUACCUGUAUUACAAUUUGGUAUGCAAUCUGGCUAAGCUAGUCAAAAUGGAGAUAUUUACUUUCUGUUUUAGUUUGUAGGAACUCACUCUCGCCUUUUUAGGCCUAUUCAUCCUUCAAACUCCUCUCUUAAUAUUUAUGUUAACUCAAUCAAGGCGAAUAUUUUCUAAGAAUUCGAUAAUCAAAUAGAUCUAUAUUACUUUAUCCUACAAGUGAAGAAUUAUGCAAGUAAAUAUUCAGGCUAUUGCGAAAUAUUCUUUGAAGGAGCAUAAGCAAACAGCUACAACAUCAAUGCAACUACUCGUUUUUCUUAAAAUCUUUCUACAAUUUAAAGUGAAAUCGAUGGUUAAUCAGUAAAUUACACCAUAUCCUUUAUUUAAAAUGCAUAUAUGCUUGGUGGUGUUCCAGUGAGAUGUAAAAUGUAAUCUUAUGACGGUAACCGACAACCACCUACGACUCCAAAUAUUUAUAAAGAUUCAUAGUUAUAGAUUAGUCUUUAUUAUAAGUUAACAAAUCUAGAUCUCUCUAAAUACAGCUUGUUUUUUACAAUAAAUUAUAGUACAUUUGAUAGAAGGGGUAAUACUGUUCCAUUUUCCUAAUAUAUAUCAGAUAAUGGUCAAUCAAUAAGUGAUGGCACAUGGAAUUUCUUUAUAAAAGUAUCCUCUGGUUUCUAAUAUUAGAUUUCUAAGCUAUAUGAUGCUAUUGGCAUUUACAACAGCUACGAUUUAAUUCUAUAAAUUCCAGGAUUUUUUGAUUUUUCUACUAGUACAACCUAUUUUGGAUUACGUAUGGAUCUUUGCAAGAUAAAUAAUGGGAAUGAUUGUCUUUUUAAAGAUGGAGAUUUUAUCUAUGCUCCUGAGCCUUUUUUUGCUCCAAAAAAAUAAGUAAAUUUGCCAAUAAUAGUUUCUUUUCCAUAAAAUAUAGAAGUACUAUCAGAUUUUGAGUUUAAAGUCACUUUAGGUACUAUUAAUUAUUAUGAAAAUAUUUUCAUAUUGGGUAUAAAUUUUCCUUAAGAUUUAGUUGACUUUAAUUAAGACUUGUAAUUCAAAGGAAGAAUUAUUACUGAUAACUAAAAUACUGCUUAUAAUUUCAUUCUAAUUGAUAUUAAUCAUUAUCCUUUAUCAUCUGAUUAUACUGUAUAAAUAUUGCUUUCAUUAACUUAAACUGUUAGUUUAAGUUUGAAACAAGCUACAUUGAGUUUUAAGCUAAGAGCACCUAAUAGAAUUUUUAAUUCUGAUAACAUAAAAAUUUUCUUUCAAUCAUUAACACCAGACUUUAUGAGAUAUAAAAUUUAAGAAGUUAAUACUUUUUAAAAAAUGAAUUUUAUAUAAUCCAAAUCAAUGAGUUUGCAAAUUACACCACUAUUAAGCGGUAUAAGAGUAAAAACUUAGUACAUCUUUAAUAUAGAUUUAGGUUAGGUAGUAUACCAAAACUCUUAUGUUACUAUUCAAAUACCUAAAGAGAUUACUGUAAUGAACAUGCCAAACAUCCAGCUUACUAAUUUUGAUCCUGGCUAAAGUUAGUUUUGUGCUCCCUUUUUAAGCAUAUAAAAUCAGUUAAUUACUAUAUCUCAAAUGGUUUGUUAAUAGCAAUAAUUAGCUUAUACAUUUGGUAAUCCUCUGAAAGUCUAACUAAUUUUCUCAGAAUUUUAGAAUCCUUAAAUUAGUUCAGCUUUAGAUUUUUACUUGAAUGUAUUCACAAUCGAUUAAUAAAAAUAACUAUUAUAUAAUGAUAAUUCAUAUUACUAAAUCGUUAAUUCAAAAACUACAUACAUUUAUGAAUUUGUUACUAAUGCUACAGCAGUCUGCUUGAAUGACAUUUAACUCAGAGGGAUCAUCUGCGAAUAAUUAUUAGUUACCUUGAAUUCUAAUAGCGGAAUCUUUUCAACCGAAGAAAUAGUUCUUACUUUACCUCUAGAAAUAAUACCACCUCUUGAUUUUAUAGAUAACUAAGGAAUUCCCUAUUAAAAUAAAAUAAGUUGCAAGCUAAUUGAAAGUUAUUUGCCAACUUCAAUCUGCACAAUCGACAUUCCAUCUCACACAAUUACAAUUACAGAUUCUUAAUUUACCAAUACAAUUUAUUAAAACAUUAAAAACAUCAUAAUUUAUAACACUGUCAUUCCCAGGUAUAUGAAACCCUUAGGAACGAAUAUACCUCCUUUUCCUAGCGACGUUACUCCUUUUUCCUACAUUGUAAGAGAUUCUCUAACCAAAGUAAACUCAAGUACAAAACAAAUCAAAGAACUAAACAAUUUUUAUAAGCUUCCUCCAAUCAAUGUUUUCCCAAAUCUUCAAUUGAGGCAAACAACAAGCUCUUUAAACUGUGAAUCAAAUAGCAUCUAUAUUUCCUUUUCGCUCUAAGUUUAGCUUCAUAACAAUGACCUGCUUUAGAUAUUUUUCCCUGCUUUUUAUAAUUUUGCCCAAUCUACAAUAGAUGUAGUAGGAUUAGAUUAAAGUUUUACUUAUUAAUUUAUUCCUCAUUAGUCUUUAUCAUAAGUAAUUAUUUUAUAGCUCACCAUAACUAAAACAAUUAGCUAUUUAACCAGCACCUAAAUCUACCUAUUAGUAAAAAAUAUCUAAAACCCUGCAUAAAUUCCUAACUAUGCGUCUGCAACUGUUAUAAAUAAUUAUAAUGUUCUCUCAGACUCCACAAUAUAAAUUAUAGAUAGCUUGAGUUAGUAGCCUUUCUAAUAUUAAGUAGUAAAAAACUGUUUUAUCAUAACAGAUUCUGGUUAGAUGACUGUUUAAUCGGUUAAUAUAAUUUCAAGAGGUGUAGUUUCUGAAACCGCUAUUUACGGUGAAGACAUGUAACUGGUAGUCACAAUAAGCUUUUCUUCUUUAAAUCAAUAAGAUUUGUAGAAUUAUUUGGAUUUAUAUUUAAAUAUUCCAGCUAUUAGCUAGGACAGCUUAAGUUAGCUUUAAAUAUUAAUUAACGGAUAACCAACAAAAGACAUUCUACUACUAAGCAAUCCAAAUUAUAUCAAUUCUUUUAGAUUUCUUAACUUUCCUUUUAUUUUAUCUGAUUAAAUGUAGUAUUAUACAAUCACAUUUUAGAAUUUAAAAAGCAAGAAAGAACUUUUCUCUAAUCAAGCAUCAGUUGUAAAGGUAUAGAGGAAUCUGCAAGUUACAGACACGUACAUAGCUUAGCUUGAUUCUUUCACAUUAAAUUCUUAACAAUCACUAGUUUGUGAUCCAAGUUGCUUGGAAUGUGUAAACGUUUCAACUUAUUGUACUGCCUGCACUCCUGACAAAUAGCUUGAUACAUUGAUCCCUGGAAAAUGCGUAGCUAUCAUUGCUUCAAAAUUAAUGAAUGUUUAUUUGUUAUCACAAUAAUAAGACUCUUUAUUAAACUAUAACACUAUUUAGACAAGUUAGCUUAUAGUUUCAAGUUUUGUUGACAUUUAUAUUUAGAUGCAGAUUUUUUUUACUGGAGAUUAAAGCUACUUUUUUGAAAUCUAAAUUCCUAAGAUAUUUAGCAUAUCUAGUAAUUCUUAGCUGUCUUAUGGGUAAGAUUCAAGCAUUUUAGGUUCAAAUUUGGAAAUUUUAGAUGAAAAAAUUUAUAGCUUCUCAGUUGAAUAAAACAAUAAUAACAGUUACAUUUCUAUUUAAGUAACUUAACCUAUUCAACUAAUUCAUAGUAGAUACUAAAUUAUUAAACUUACUCAAGUUUAGCUUCCAACUCAAAAUUAUGAAAAUUAUCUGUUUACAUUAUCUCUAUUACUGAAAGAUGUAUCAAACCCAUUGUUGGUCCGAUAGUUAGAUAAUAUUUAAAAAAAUUUUAAUAUUGAAUGUAAUUAAUAUUGUAAAACUUGCUAGGGCAGCCCUGAUGCUUGCAUGUCAUGCUAUGAAGGAGAUAUUUAUGAUAGCUUGGGUUUGUUUUGCAUUAAUCAGCCUUGCUGGAACGGUUAAGUAAAAGUAAAGACUUCUAAAGGUUAUGUUUGCUCAGACAACGACCAUUCCUAAUCAUGCGGAAUAGAGUACUGUCUGUAUUGUGAUACAUCUCCAAAUAAUCCAAAAUCGAAGUGCUUAAAGUGUUAUUAUAAUUUUACCUUGUCUGAAUAAUAAGAUAAAUGCAGCUUUAAAGAUCCAAAUAUUAAUGAUAAAGUAUCUAUUAGCAACCCUAAGGUACCCUUUGAUGGAGUAACAUAGAGUCCUAAUGAACAAAUAAACAGCACUUAAGUAAUUAGCAGAGAAAUGGAUUUAAGAAAUUUAUGGAUAUACCCAGAAGAACCUCUAAUACCUCCUAAUAUCAAAUUGUAUGCACCUUUUGGAGUAGUUGUAUGUAUAUUUAAUAUUGUCUACAGUCUUUUCAAUAGUUUAACUUAACAUAAAGUCUCCUUCACAGUAGAAACUUGCAAAUAUUUUGGCUUCAUUGAUCCAUUUAUGAGCGUUUACUACUUCAUUAGAUUGGUAAACAUAGAAUAAUUUUACUUAAUAUAAAUUAUUUACGGAGCUUUAAUUGUCCUUAAAAUGAGAGCAAAUAUCUACGCUGGACAAGCUAUUUUAAAGAUUUUUAAUCAAGAAUUAAAAUAAAUUGGUCUUACAAAAGAAUUCAUUAUAAGAUUUCUUUCAUAUCGAUAUUUUUUUAAAAUUAUUUAAGAGUAAACUAGAGUUAAAGAACUCAAAAUAAGAAAAAUAAUUUAAACAAGAGAAUCCCAAAAUUAGACUAAUCAACAAAAUGACACAGAAUAUUUUGAGAUAGAAGACGACGACAUACUUGAUUCUAACAAUCCUGUGUCCAAACAGCUUGAUAAAAUUAUGAAAUAUAUUAUUUUUAGUAUCUUGAGCAGCUUUACUUGUGUUUCUUGCUAUGUAUAUAGCAAGAUCGUGUAUUCUGAACUUUAUUCAGUAUCUUCAUAAAUAAGUACUCUGAUGUUUGAAUAAUUAGUAUAUUACUUUGUUAUUAUGGUCUUUGAUAUUUUUAUGUUAUUGAAAUGUAUGACCACAAUAGGAAUGUAUUAAAAUUUGUAUGAGCCAUAUUAGUAUAAUUUUAAAUCUGGCAAGCAACUCAAAAAUGAUGACAUCUUCUAACAAAAUAUCUCCGAUGAUAAAGAUAAAUAGACAAGCAAUAGCUAAACUAAUGAAUGUUAAGAAUCCCUUUCAUAUAAGCUAGAAUCCCCUGAAUAAUCUAAGAAUACAUAAAAAAAAUAAGUUCCAAAUCUAAAGAAAAGACACAGCUGGCCAUAGCAAAACAUAGAACAAAGCGAAACAUUUCAAACUGCUAUCAGAUCUUUGUUUGAAAAAGGCUAAAAAAGACAAAUAAGAAUUCCCCUUAAAGGAAAACAAGUCAAGUAGCUAUAAGACUCAAUCCAAUAGUUUGAUGAAAAAUCUUAUGACCAUCAAGGGAUAUCUUAAUUCAAUAUAGCUUAUCUAAAAAUAAGUUGAUAAAUUAAAAUUUUUUUUGUUUAAGACAUUUCAUUAUCAAGCUCAUUAAUUUAUGUUUACAUAUUUUAAACGAUAAUUUAUUUUUUUGGCAUUUAUCUCUUUAUUUA